Messenger RNA from Mycena indigotica, 696 nucleotides. Its product is annotated as Aminotransferase. The record is from RefSeq and is a predicted model, not a curated record. NCBI's taxonomy places the organism in Eukaryota, Fungi, Basidiomycota, Agaricomycetes, Agaricales, Mycenaceae. The transcript is spliced from 4 exons. Bases 1 to 696 code for a protein of 231 amino acids.
AUGCCGACGCUCCCGCUCCUCCAAACGCCCAAGGCAACAACAUAUGCUGAGCGUAAGUCGCGUGUUUUCAUUGUGCUACUCGGUCCUCUGCAGUUUGGGAUUAUGUUGACCCGUGAUUUGCAGAGAAGUCUUGCGGACAGUCGCGCCAAAUCGCCUCUUACCGAGUUGGACGACGACGAUGUUCCUGACCACACAUCCCUCGACUUGCCAGAGCCUGGUCUCGGGGAAACAGAAGAGAUUCGAGCGAAAUUUGCCACAGUAUCCGUCAUGCGGGCCCAAUUUGGCUCCCUCAUCAACCUUCUCAGCAAACGUCCUACUCCAGCCCCGACCGGGAUCGAUCCCAGCGAGCAGAUGGAUAUGCAGCUUGACGAACAACUCACGCUACAAGCCAUCGCGUUCGACAAUACUGCCGUCACGGACCGCAAUCCUUUUCACAUCGCUCAAGACCAUGCCGAAGAUCGCGAGGCUGAACUUGGUACUUUGAGAGAUACUCUUGCCGCGCGUUCUCGCCAGCUCGAAGUAGCCAAAAUUUCUGGAGAGGAGUUGGCGGCAGCAAGAAGUUUGUUGCAGAAGGAGAUGGAACAAUUGACAACGCGGAUUUCCGACUUAGACCGCAUCAAUGCAUCUCUCGCUAUGUUUAAAGGAGAGCUAACAAGCUUUCCUCGCUCCUGGCUGCGCUCGAACACAAGUCGGUGA